Molecule: messenger RNA, 5183 nt
Organism: Carassius gibelio (silver crucian carp)
Lineage: Eukaryota; Metazoa; Chordata; Actinopteri; Cypriniformes; Cyprinidae
Product: alkyldihydroxyacetonephosphate synthase, peroxisomal
Exons: 20
Coding region: 89-1969 (626 amino acids)
Biological process (GO): lipid biosynthetic process
Molecular function (GO): alkylglycerone-phosphate synthase activity; FAD binding
Source: RefSeq, a predicted model, not a curated record
GAGGGAGGCGGAGCGCGGUGCAUGAUGGGACGCGAGUGUAAUCUCCAUCAGCCGCCUACUGACCCCUGACAGCAAACACGGAAGCAGCAUGGCGUCAAACAGCAGCAGCAGCGCGCAGCAGAGACUCAGGAUCAUAGCCGGACACUUGCAGAAACGGCCAGAAGAUGAAAACGCGGGCGUCGCUGCGCAGGAGUGUAAAGCCGAGGCGCCCCGGUCCGAGCCGAGCAGCACCACACCGGUACCGAGGAGGAGACAGGAGAUCAUGAAGUGGAAUGGCUGGGGUUACAGUGACUCGAGGUUCCUCUUCAAUAAAAAAGGUCAAGCAGAGUUCACGGGGAAACGGUAUCGGUUGAGUGGGCUGAUUUUGCCGAGUCUGAAGGACUGGUUUGAGGGAACGUUUGGAGCCAAUUUGAAGCACAGAUCUCCUGCUACACCCAGCCUGAAUUUGAGCGCGGUCGCUCCUCCUAACCUGAACCAGCCCUUCAUGGAGGAUCUGAAAGCAGCGGGUCUGUCCGUGUCACAUGACCCAGAGGACCGGGUUUUCCGAGCUCAUGGUCACUGCCUGCAUGAGGUCUUUGCCCUACGUGAGGGGAGGAUAGGACGGGUUCCUGAUAUGGUGAUCUGGCCGAGCUGUCACAAUGAUGUGGAGAAGAUUGUGGAACUGGCCUGCAAACACAACGUCUGUUUGAUACCAUAUGGAGGUGGGACGAGUGUGUCCAGUGCACUAGAGUGCCCUCGUGAGGAGACUCGCUCCAUUGUUUCUUUGGACACAUCUCAGAUGAACCGGAUAUUGUGGAUUGAUGAGAAGAAUCUAACCGCUCAUGUGGAGGCUGGGAUCAUCGGACAGGAUCUGGAGAGACAGCUGAAUGAGCGCGGUUACUGUACGGGCCACGAGCCGGACUCCAUGGAGUUCAGUUCUCUGGGCGGCUGGGUGGCCACACGGGCGUCAGGCAUGAAGAAAAACAUCUACGGCAACAUUGAGGACCUGGUGGUGCAUAUAAAGAUGGUGACCCCUAGAGGAGUGAUUGAGAAGAGCUGUCUGGGGCCCCGCAUGUCCACCGGCCCCGACAUACAUCACUUCAUACUGGGCUCAGAGGGGACUCUGGGAGUGGUGACUGAAGUGACUCUGAAGAUCCGACCCGUUCCCGAGUAUCAGAAGUACGGCUCUGUUGUCUUCCCAAACUUCCAGCAGGGUGUGGCGUGCCUGAGAGAGGUGGCCAGACAGAGAUGCGCUCCAGCAUCCAUUCGGCUAAUGGACAACGAGCAAUUUCAGUUUGGUCAUGCUCUCAAGCCACAAGUGUCCUCCAUGUUUACAUCAUUCCUGGACGGCUUGAAAAAAUUCUACAUCACAAAGUUUAAAGGCUUCGACCCGCACCACCUGUGUGUCGCCACGCUGUUAUUCGAAGGGGAUCGUGGGAAGGUUUUACAGCACGAGAAACAGGUUUACGACAUCGCAGCCAAAUUCGGGGGUCUGGCAGCAGGAGAGGAUAACGGUCAGAGGGGUUACAUGCUGACGUUUGUCAUCGCGUAUCUGCGGGAUUUGGGAAUGGACUACUAUGUGAUCGGAGAGUCGUUUGAGACAUCUGUGCCUUGGGACAGGAUUUUGGACUUGUGCAGGAAUGUGAAGGAGAGGAUUGUAAGAGAGUGUAAGGAGAGAGGAGUACAGUUCCCUCCGCUCUCCACAUGCAGAGUUACACAGACGUAUGAUGCAGGUGCUUGUGUGUAUUUCUAUUUUGCCUUUAAUUACCGGGGUCUGAGUGAUCCAGUUCACAUCUAUGAACAAGUGGAGCAUGCAGCCCGGGAGGAGAUUCUAGCCAACGGAGGAAGUCUGUCACACCACCACGGAGUGGGAAAACUCCGGAAGGAAUGGAUGAAAGAGAGCGUGUCCGGCGUGGGGCUCGGCGUGCUCAAGUCGGUGAAGGAGUAUGUGGACCCUCAGAACAUUUUUGGCAACAGAAACCUGUUGUAAUUCACUAACACACACUGUAUUCAUGUUUUCUAUUAUCUUCGUUAAAUUUUGAUUUAAACUUCAUAUUGCUGUGUUUCCUGGUGUGUGUGCGCCCAGUAAAACCAUUCUUCUGUUUCCCAUUAACUCCAUCCUCUUGCAUUAUUUGACCUUUGACCUCAUCUGUAGUGAGUAGGCAGGACUCAAGCGCCUGUGACAUCCUGCCUCCUCGCGAUCACGUGACUUCAGUUCUCGCCGGUCUUCCCAGUGCUCGUCUGACUGAACAGGUUUCUGAUGCUGUAACGUCUGGAUGUUUGUGUGUCUGGCACCACUGUUGAGUUUGGGACAGUAACAGUGACUGAAUGAUGCUUUCUAAAGCAGUGUGCCUUCUGUCUGUCUUCCACUCCUCUUUCUGAGUGGCUAAAUGUUUACUGUCUCUCUGAUCCUCUCUGUACUUUUGCCUUUUCUAUUCGUCUGUCAAACUAGGUAUACUAUCAUUUUGGGUCAAUCUCAUUGAAAAAAAAAGUCCUAUUUGUAUUUCACUCCAGACUCAAAGGGAAUACAAGAACAAUAGUCAAACCCGGGUCUUUUUUUUUUUUUUUUUUUUAGAAAAAUUAUGAACAAUUUCCCCUUUAAUCCUACAGUAAUAAAAAUAAUUUAUUUAAAAAUAAUUAUUUGUAUUACAAAAAAAAAAUUUGGGAAUAUAAAUCUAUUGAUUGUAUUUAUACUAUAAAAAAAAAAAAAAAAAAUAUAUAUAUAUAUAUAUAUAUAUAUAUAUAUAUAUACAGGAGCUGGUCAUAUAAUUAGAAUAUCAUCAAAAAGUUGAUUUCACUAAUUCCAUUCAAAAAGUGAAACUUGUCUAUUAUAUUGAUUCAUUACACACAGACUGAUAUAUUUCAAAUGUUUAUUUAUAUAACUGACAACUAAGGAAAAUCCCAAAUUCAGUAUCUCAGAAAAUUUGAAUAUUAUUUAAGACCAAUACAAAGAAAGGAUUUUUAGAAAUUUUGGCCAAAAGAAAAGAAUGAACAUGAAAAGUAUGAGCAUGUACAGCAUUCAAUACUUAGCUGGGGCUCCUUUUGUCUGAAUUACUGCAUCAAUGCGGCGUGGCAUGAUCAGUCGAUCAGUCUGUGGCACUGCUCAGGUGUUAUGAGAGACCAGGUUGCUCUGAUAAUGGCCUUCAGCUCUUCUGCAUGCUUGGGCCUGGCAUAUCGCAUCUUCCUCUUCACAAUACCCCAUAGAUUUUCUUUUCAGGCAAGUUUACUGGCCAAUUAAGAAUUGGGAUACCAUGGUCCUUAAACCAGGUACUGGUAGCUUUGGCACUUUGUGCAGGUGCCAAGUCCUGCUAGAAAAUGAAAUCUGCAUCUUCAUAAAGUUGGUCAGCAGCAGGAAGCAUGACCUUUUGUGUCUUGUCCUCCUUGUGCAAGGUGUCAAUGGUUGUCUUUUGGACAACUGUCAAGUCAGCAGUCUUCUCCAUGAUUGUGUAGCCUUCAGAACUAGACUGAGAGACCAUUUAAAGACCAUUGCAGGUGUUUUGAGUUAAUUAGCUGAUUUGAGUGUGGCACCAUGUGUCUUCAAUAUUGAACCUUUUCACAAUAAUAUUCUAUUUUUCUGAGAUACUGAAAUUUGGGAUUGUCCUUAGUUGUCAGUUAUAAUCAUCAAAAUUAAAAGAAAUAAACAUUUGAAAUAUAUCAGUCUGUGUGUAAUUAAUAAUGAAUAUAAUAUACACGUUCCACUUUUUGAAUGAAAUCAACUUUGAUCAUAUUCUAAUUAUAUGAUGACCAGCACCUGUGUGUGUGUGUGUGUGUGUGUGUGUGUGUGUAUAUAUAUAUAUAUAUAUAUAUAUAUAUAUAUAUAUAAGAAUUAUAAAUUAAGUAAUUAUAAAAACAUUGACUAGUCUAUGUGACCUUGCUGUUAAAGCGUUAAAAUGUUCUCUCUCUUAUGGAGAUGAAAUGUGACGUGGACGUUUUUGUGAGAUUCUCCUGAUGAAGAGCUGCAGUUUGUGCUGAGAUCUCUCUGUAUCUGUGGGCUUAAACACAUGCUGUGUCUCCGUGGAUCUGGUUUGGUUGAUCAUCUCAAUGAUCCGCAUCAAAUCUCUCCUUGUGUUUCUACCAAAGACUGCUUCAGCCACACACACGUCUGUACAUCCUGUACAUAAACAUGAUCACAUGGUUUGGAGAGCACGUUCACUGAAGAUCCAUCAUGAUAAACUGUAUUUUUUUAACACAACGUAUGCAAAAAGCCAGAGGUGAUCUGAACUGAGAUCUAAAACGUUAUAUGUGACUGUUACAUCUUUUGUUUUGUAUGCAUUCAAGCAGGAUUCCUCCUCCAUUCAUCUGCUGUCGAUUUGUGUCUCUGAGAGUCCGUUAUACUCUGUUCUUCUCAAAGUGAUUUGAUUUGUGUAGGAGACGCUUGCUUUCAGAGAAAUAGUUCACUUAAAACAGAACAUUCUCUCAUUAUUUACUCGCCCUCGGGAUGUUUCAAACCGAAUGACUUUCUUCUGUAGAACACAAAAGGAGAUGUUUGGAAGAAUGUUCAUGCUGUUCUUUUCCAGACAGUAUGGAUAAGAGAUAGUCCACACUAUUAAAUUUGUAUGUCUUCAUUAUGAUCACUUAUGAGACACGUGACCACUGCCAUGAUAUAAAACCUGCUGCACAUCAACACAUUUAAAAAUGUGCAAUUCAGUUUUGAGAGUUACUGCUGAUACUUCGUGGUUACUUUUUUUAUUAAUAUGACUGAGGUUGGAGCUAAUGAUGACAGUUUUUUUAAGUGAACUAUUUGUGUAGGCCUGUAAGCUGUGCAGACACAUCCGUUACUGAUUAAUUUAGUGUUUAACAGCUUAGAGUUCACACUACCGUGGCACUUUUGUAAAACACUGAAGCCUAAAGACAUAAUCCAAUAGCCUUGCAGGGUCUUUAUUGUCAGACGUCCUGCCCACUGCUCCUCGAGCCUGUCAGACGGGGGCCACUGCUUUCCUAAAUGACACUCGACCAAUUAAUACGUGUCAGAGGAGCUUUUAUAUGUCUUAUAAAUCCACCUGAAACACAAAAUGAAGGAUCAGACGAGGUCAGAAUGAUUCCUGAAUGGUUUCAUCAUCAACCGUCUCUGUAUUAACAUAUUUCUUUCUGAAUAUUAUGAAAGGUCCCUUGUCUUUCCGCAGAUUUCCACUUGUUUAAUAUCAGAGUACAUUUUGUCAAAGCUGUUUGUGCAAUAAAUGAACGGAACAUGUCGGAACCGUUUA